Emiliania huxleyi CCMP1516 is the source of this 552-nucleotide messenger RNA. RefSeq lists its product as hypothetical. The transcript has a single exon. NCBI's taxonomy places the organism in Eukaryota, Haptophyta, Isochrysidales, Noelaerhabdaceae. The record is from RefSeq and is a predicted model, not a curated record. The coding region runs from base 28 to 453 and encodes 141 amino acids.
GAAAUUUAGACCCAAGCGCCCUUCGGUAUGCCUUCGCUCCUGCUGGCGAUCAUGACCUCGGCCCUCUCGCCGCGGCUCGGCGCUGCGCUGUAUCCCAGCGCCGCCCGACCGCAGCCUGCUGCGCGGGCUGGUCGGCUGUGUGCCGCUGAGGCCGCCGCCCCAGUCCGAGUUGAGGUCUGUAUGAACAAGUACUGCAAGAAGCGUGGCUCGGCAGCUACGCUCGAGCUUCUACAGCAGCUUGCGGACGGGCGCGACGAUGUGCUCGUGGAGGUGGCGGAUAUGAGCCACACGGAGCACGGGUGCUUCGACGAAUGCACAAUGGGGCCGAAUGUGCGCAUCGGCGGCGACGGGCCGCGGACCGACUCGGCGCCCUUUGGAGCCGGAAAGGUCGUCAACGGCAUCAAGGGCGAGGACGCUGCGCAAGGACUGCUCGAUACGGUGCUGAAAGAAUAACGUAAAGCACACGCGAAACACGCCAGACGCUUGGAGUCCGUCUCGAGCGGACACUCUCUGUAUCAUGUUACUGUAUCCUCUCUAGAGGGCAAGGAUGUU